Molecule: messenger RNA, 1651 nt
Organism: Octopus bimaculoides (California two-spot octopus)
Lineage: Eukaryota; Metazoa; Mollusca; Cephalopoda; Octopoda; Octopodidae
Molecular function (GO): protein binding
Source: RefSeq, a predicted model, not a curated record
AGGAGGAGGAGGAGAAUAAGUAAGAAGAAAGAUAAAACUUUACUUGGUUCAGAAAAAGUUUUCAGAAGUUAGUUGCCCGUAAGCUUCCCUGCACGUCAGCCAGGAGACGUAAUUCGUCUGUGAGAGAGGAUUUUUUUUUUUAUAAUUUUAUCUCCCUCUCUCUUUUAAAACAAAACAAAUAUAUAUAUAUAUAUAUACUAAAAAGUACAAGAUUGUGCGGGUGGGUGCCAGGAAGUCAGUGAAGUCAAGUCAUCCAGCCAAACAUGUUGGGACGGCUACCACUGCCGUCUGGACUUGUCACGACGAAUAUCGCUCUUAUCAGCUCACACCACCACGACACUUAUUGCCACCAUCUCAACCACCACUACUGCCUCUUCUAAAACUUACUCGGGGUACUUAAAACCAGCACACACAUAUAUAAAAAAAUACAAGUCUUGUAUUCACUCUACUUGUACGCAUCGUUGUGGGCUUUUUUUUUUACUCUACACACAAGACAUACUUUGUAAAUUUACCUUUCUGUGUCUUACCUAUCUUAUUUGCCAAAUUGGAGUUCCAUUUUUAUGUGCAUUUAUAGUUGAAUCAAAACCUAUUCAUAAAAAUAACUACUUGAUUUACUGGAUCCACCUACUAAACCUUGUGCGUUGGCGUGGUCUGAGAAUUAUUAUUAUUUUUUGCGAUCACUUUCACAUAUUUUACCACAAUAUGUUAUUUGAAAAGGUUAAUGUCAUCAUGAACCGCUUAGAAUUUGUCUUGAUGCUGUCGAUAGCAUGUACACUUGCUGCACAUAAUCACUGUCCACCAAACACUUACUUCAAUACGACAUUUAAAAAAUGCAUUAACUGUUCAACUUGUCCCGACAAUGAGAUAAUCCGCAGCCCCUGCAGUCCUUACGAAGAUCUCUCCUGUGGGCCAUUUGUGGAGUUCAAUCGUUUUGUAGUCGGUGACAAACAUAAACAGCAAAACAAAAGCAGGGGACAUCAUCCGUACUGGAAACCCGAUCCACACAAACCAGUGAUACACCAUGAUCCGAAUAUUGAUUACGCGAAACCUCGGAUGAACCAACCUGCUCUAGUAACAACUAUCAAUCAGGAUACAACCCCUUGGAAAACUAUUGCUCUUUCUUUGAUUAGUAUCAUUUGUACUAGUGUGGUUUUACUACUAGUUGCUGUGAUAGUUGUGCACUUUUACAAAAAGAGAAAUUCUGGUUAUGAUAAAGAAGUCAUAUAUGACACUAAUGAGUCUGGUAUGACUGAGGUCUGCUACAGUACAUUGGCCCUUGAUUACAUGCAAAAGACAAGACCUUCAUCUGCAUUAUGGAUGUACACACCAGCCUACCAUAAAUCGCAAGACCUUCUACUUAACCAACAUUCAGAACCAGAAGUAUCGGCACCGUUUGCAAAUAACACUGAAGGCACAGAUGAAUGUACAGAAAAGGAGCAUUGCACUGCUUCUUCUUGCACACAACACAAUAGAGACAGCAAUGUUGUAGAUUAUGGCCACCAGCCUCAUCAGUAUGCGAUGACAAACCCUCCUAGUUUCCCAUCUUCCAACAACACUAACAGCCGCAGUCAAUCGUUAUGCAGCUGCAACAACCAUUUCCCAGACUAUGUAUUUUUCAAUCUUGCACAAAAUGAGUAUUUGGAAAAAUAAA